GUGGAGCCUGCAACUCUUGUUCCCUUGGCCAAUCAAUGCAAAAAAGUUUUUCUGGUCGGAGAUCCAGCUCAACUACCAGCAACUGUGAUUUCAGAGGCAGCAAAGAAUCAUGGGUAUGGCAAAAAGCUUGUUGAAAGAUUGAAAGAGGCUGGCUAUCCUGUGAUAAUGUUAAAGACUCAAUACCGAAUGCAUCCUGAGAUUAGAAGCUUUCCUUCUAGAGAGUUCUAUGAAGAUUCACUGGAAGAUGGGGAAGAUGUCAAAUUCCGGACAGAACGAGACUGGCAUGAGUACUGUUGCUUUGGCCCAUUUUGCUUCUUUGAUAUACACGAGGGACAAGAGGCCCGGCCAGCUGGAAGUGGUUCAUGGGUUAACUCCAAUGAAGUUGAAUUCGUUCUGCUCCUAUAUCAAAAGCUGGUAACAUUAUAUCCAGUGCUGAAGUCUGGUAACCUUGCGAUAAUUUCUCCCUAUAGCCAACAAGUAAAGCUCUUGCAAAAACGUUUUGAAGAGGAGUUUGGAGUGUCAGCAGAGAAAGUAGUGGACAUAUGUACUGUUGAUGGUUGCCAGGGACGUGAAAAGGAUAUCGCAAUCUUUUCUUGUGUCAGGGCAAGCAAGGAGAAAGGGAUAGGGUUUUUAGAGGAUGACCGGCGAAUGAAUGUCGGUAUAACUCGGGCAAAGUCUGCAGUGUUGGUGGUUGGAUCAGCCUCAACAUUGAGGAGGAGUGAGCGAUGGAAUAAGCUUGUGGAAAGUGCUGAGAAGAGAGACGCUUUGUUCAAGGUUGGCAAACCGUAUUCUUCGUUCUUCAGCGAUGAGAAGCUGAAAUCCAUGAAGGUAAAAAUAACAGAAGCACCUCCGUUGGUGGCAGCAGCGGAUGAGACUGAUAAUAUUGUACCACUUGACAAUGGUGCGGCAGAUGCGGAACAAGAAUUACCAGAUUAUGGGGAUGGUGAUGCAGACAUGGAGUAUGCCGGUUAUGAUGAAGAUUAGUUUUGACAAUUUAGAUUGGAUUUAGAUUGUUCAAAAUCGUUAAUAAUCCUGUUUGUCCAGAGUUUUGCUUUUCUUUUCUCAGAUAUAGGUUUUACUUAUUAUAUAUAUCUUCCCCCAAGUCAAAUUCUUACCCCGUAUUUCCCCUUUAUCUAUGGGAGCUGGGAGGGCUUAGAAGAAUUGUAAUUUCAACGCUCCCCCCCCCCCCCAAAAGAAAACGGCAUGAGCAUGAGAGCAGUUCCAGUGGAUCACCAAUCAUUUAUGUAAAAAGGGAAUUGCCAUUUGAUUAUCAAAGCAGAAUAGAUCAUCCGCUUGUCAAUUCUUAUA
Messenger RNA from Neltuma alba, 1308 nucleotides. RefSeq names its product probable helicase MAGATAMA 3. The transcript has 7 exons. Gene Ontology annotation, molecular function: helicase activity. The annotation marks the transcript as partial. Lineage: Eukaryota; Viridiplantae; Streptophyta; Magnoliopsida; Fabales; Fabaceae. The record is from RefSeq and is a predicted model, not a curated record.